Messenger RNA from Sphaeroforma arctica JP610, 1443 nucleotides. RefSeq lists its product as hypothetical. The coding region runs from base 40 to 636 and encodes 198 amino acids. Lineage: Eukaryota; Ichthyosporea; Ichthyophonida. Gene Ontology annotation, molecular function: iron ion binding; 4 iron, 4 sulfur cluster binding; 2 iron, 2 sulfur cluster binding. The record is from RefSeq and is a predicted model, not a curated record. Gene Ontology annotation, biological process: iron-sulfur cluster assembly. The transcript has 4 exons. Gene Ontology annotation, cellular component: mitochondrion.
CUUCAAUAUUCUAGCAUUCGAUUAUUAUCAGUAUCCGCCAUGUUUCGCAUAUCACGGACUAUACUCAAUGUAGAUGCAAAUGCACUUGCACUAGUGGCUAGGGUACGAAGGGCUACCAUAGGACGCAGUACUAUAUGUGCAUUGCAGUCACAACAGGGUCACAGAAGCAUAUACACUACAGCAACUACGCUACAUUCAGGGAAUAGUGACAGUAAAGUGCAUAUGGCGAAUAGAUUAUCGCUGGUGCCCUCUUUAUGUAAGAACAUCAGAUUGUAUUCGAACGCAGUGGAGUCGGCGGAGGAGGAAAUCAUAAUAAGUGAAAGCGCGGCUAAGCGCUUAAAUCUGCUACAAGAAGAUGAUAAGGAUUUGAUAUUGCGAGUGGAAGUAGACGGUGGUGGUUGCCAAGGAUUCCAAUAUAAUCUCAAGCUGGAGACGAUGGCCGACAUAGAUCCGGAGGAGGAUAGGGUAUACAAGCGCGACGGUGCUACUGUUGUGGUAGACGAAUCGUCUCUCGAAACUCUGAAGGGAUCUACCAUAGAUUAUAAAUCGAGUCUUAUCGGAUCUGCUUUCUGUGUGGGAGAGAAUCCUCUGGCCGACGCCACCUGUGGGUGCAAUCGAUCGUUCAAUAUUAAGUAAAUUUUCCUGAUACACUAGUACGUGUACUUGAGUCAUCAAGAUGUGGGAAUUCAUUGUCGGAAGGCGGUGAACGGUAGGAAGGUAUCUCUGGGCUAUUUGGACGAUCCAACACCUAAGAGCUAAAUGACUGGUGGUGUAUGAGAACCAUCGUUAUUAUCUUCAUGAGCCGUGUAUGUGGCAUGCAAGGUGAAAUUGAUAUUGUUCGGAAUUCAGUAGUGAUUGUCGAAUUUGUGUCUUGAAACGGCGCCCGGUGUCUGGAAAUGGCUUCUAGCUGCGGCAUGCGGUGUAUACGCUCACAGCACGUGUACAAAAACUACCAGACUUCUACCAGAGACAAUCGAUUUUCGGUGGAGCAUAGUCCAGCAGAGUCAUAGAAUCAACGCUAUACUGGAUUUGUAUAUCACGGGCUAACAUACGAUGCUGCGAAUUUUUCGAUCAUCACUCGUCAGCGAUUUGAGUAUAUUAUUUGAAUUACGUUCUAAGCUGAUGUUGAAAAUGGCGAAACGACACUCCCUUCAGAGACGUACGCGUUGUAGAAAGUUGCGAGAGAUACUCCUUUAAACUCUCAUCUCAGUCAAAUUUCGUUAAUUAUUAAGGACGUGUCGUUAAUCUUCAAGUUUGUUCAGGAUCCCAAGGACAUACCUGGUCUUGAAAUAUCUGGUUUAAUAUGCAUGUUGCAAAUAAAGCACUUGUCUUUAGCAACGCUGUUAACCACACCUUUAAAACUUCUGAGUCGUGUUGCCUAUAAUAAUCUUCAAGUUUGUUCGGGGAUAAUCCCAAAGACAUACCUGGUUUUGUCAUAUCUGG